UCCUUCCUGUUUCACCAGAGGGACACGUGCAAGGUUUAACAUCUCUGAGUUGAGAGGGGAAGGCUUCAAACUUCAGCUUUUGUACUCCUCCGUUCGGUUUACAGAUUUCAUUUUCCCGUGGAAGGCUUUACUGAAUAAGCAGCCAACAUGGUGAAGCCUCAGUUUAAGGGAAAGAGCUCGAUAAACCCCUCUACUUCCAGCAGCAACCCCGAUCGAGCCAAAGGUGCAGGCGGGAACAACAUGAGGGACCGAACAACUAUCAAGCGGCUGAAUAUGUACAGACAAAAGCAACGAUGUAACAGCCGAGGUAAAGUUAUCAAACCUUUACAGUACCAGUCUACUGUAGCUCCAGGAACCGUUGCCAGAGUUGAACCCAACAUCAAAUGGUUCACAAACACCCGGGUGAUAAAGCAGUCGUCCCUCCAGAGGUUUCAGGAUGAAAUGGGCGCAGUGCAGAAGGAUCCGUAUCGUGUGGUGAUGAGGCAAAGCAAGCUGCCCAUGUCUCUUUUGCAUGACAGAGCUAAAGCCCACAACUCUAAGGUGCACAUUCUAGACACUGAGGGUUUCGAGACCACGUUUGGACCUAAGGCUCAGAGGAAGCGUCCCAUUCUCAUGGUUGGGGAUGUGAAGGACCUCGUCGAGAAAGCAGAGGCUUCAGCGCUGACCUAUGACGCAGACAAAGACACAAACCUGGUGACGGAGGACACGGGCGUCCGGGAUGAAGUUCGUGAAGAGAUUUUCAAAAAGGGUCAAUCAAAGAGGAUCUGGGGGGAACUGUACAAGGUGAUCGACUCGUCUGAUGUCAUCAUCCAAGUGCUGGACGCCCGUGAUCCCAUUGGUACCCGCUCCAAGAGCAUCGAGACGUAUCUGAAGAAAGAGAAAUCCUGGAAGCAUCUCAUCUUCGUGCUGAACAAGUGUGACCUCAUCCCUACCUGGGUCACGAAACGGUGGGUUGCCGUUUUGUCCCAAGAGUACCCGACUCUGGCUUUCCAUGCCAGCCUGACCAACUCGUUUGGGAAAGGCUCUCUCAUUCAGCUCCUCAGGCAGUUUGGGAAGCUCCACACAGACAAGAAACAGAUAAGCGUGGGCUUCAUUGGGUAUCCAAACGUGGGAAAGAGUUCAGUUAUCAACACCCUGCGGUCCAAGAAGGUCUGCAAUGUGGCGCCCAUUGCUGGAGAAACAAAGGUGUGGCAGUACAUCACCCUGAUGAGGCGCAUCUUCCUCAUCGACUGCCCCGGUGUUGUUUACCCAUCAGAGGACAGUGAGUCUGAUAUUGUCCUAAAAGGAGUGGUUCAAGUGGAGAAGAUUAAAAACCCAGAAGAGCACAUCGGUGCGGUACUGGAACGAGCCAAACCAGAGUACAUCCAGAAGACUUACCGUAUCCCGACAUGGAGUUCUGCCGAAGACUUUCUUGAAAAGCUGGCAUUUCGUACUGGAAAGCUUCUAAAGGGAGGUGAGCCCGAUCUGAGCACGGUCUCCAAAAUGGUGUUAAAUGACUGGCAGAGAGGACGGAUCCCUUUCUUUGUGAAGCCGCCUGGACCUGAGGGAGAUCCAGAUAAUGAAAAACCAUUGCCCGUCGAAGGACCACCUUCUGCGGUGGAGAACGUUCAGGAGGAACAGCAGGAAAAUCCGAGCGCCGUCUCAGGGCAACCGGAGGAGGAGCAGCAGCAGCGAAAGAAAGAGCAGGUCCAGAAGCUCCUUGCUAAUGUCCGACAGAACUUCGGCAAGAUCAACGUCGCGCCGGAGUUCACCGAGGAAGAUUUGGUCCCAGUGGAGAUGCCAGACCUAGAUAUGUCUGACUUUUCUGGUUCUGACGUCGGUGAGGAUGCUGACGAAGACGGUGAGGAAGAGGAGCCCAGUGUAGAGGCAGCUGAUGGAGACGCUGAGGUCUCUGAGGACACAACAGCUCAGACCGACACGGCAAAAGACAAGAAGAGUUUACGGGAGGUCAUCCGUGAGCACGAUGAGAAAAUUGCCAAGUACAAGCAGUUUCUAGACCGAGCAAAAUCCAAGCGCUUCUCUGCAAUCCGAAUACCAAAGGCCCUCUCUGACAAAGUGUUCACAGACCUCAAGGCCAAACAGGAAGCAGCAGCUAAACAAGAACAGAAGAAAGAGGAUCAGUCAACCGCUACAAACCAGAAAAGCAAGAAGAGGAAAAUGGAUGAGGACGAUGAGUCCAUGCAGCAGCACAGGCUUACAUCUAAACAGAGAAGAGCACUGGAACGCGCUCAGAAGGGGAAGAAGGUCGGUGUGCGUUACUACGAAACGCACAACGUGAAAAACAAGAACAAGAGCAGAAAGGCUCCAGCACCAACUGCAGAAAGUCGUGGGGCUAAAAGAUCAAAGCACUAGACUGGCAAUAAACACAAAUGUAUUUAAAUUAGCCAAGUUGGCAUUUUAUUACAUUUUAUUGAAAUGACAAAUUGGUUAAACGUAAAGCUAAACCACGGCGUGUCUUUUUCCUGUGGUCACGCGGUGCCUCACUUUGACUACCAGGAAACGGCUGCACCCGCCCCUCUCAACUCUUCAGUCACGUGUAACUCAUAUUUUACAAGUGAGCCGCUCUCUUGACAUUCAAGAGAAAUGUGCAGUUUGUUAACUGCUUGAAAUAUAGCUGUCGUGCUGUAAAAAUAAAUUGCAAAAACGGUC
This is a messenger RNA of Fundulus heteroclitus (mummichog), 2649 nucleotides long. It is a transcript of the gene gnl2, whose product is annotated as guanine nucleotide binding protein-like 2 (nucleolar). Bases 148 to 2352 code for a protein of 734 amino acids. Gene Ontology annotation, cellular component: nucleolus. NCBI's taxonomy places the organism in Eukaryota, Metazoa, Chordata, Actinopteri, Cyprinodontiformes, Fundulidae. The transcript is spliced from 16 exons. Gene Ontology annotation, molecular function: GTP binding. The record is from RefSeq and is a predicted model, not a curated record.